AUCUGUCACUGGGGGUUGACUGGGUGGGCGCUAAUCUACUGGAUUGUGUUGACUGGGAAUUUCUAUUGGUGGUCCGGUCAAAGAUUUUUGGGACAGGCGUGGACUGGACUAAGGUGAAAAUACUUGAACCGUCUCACGAGAAAAACCUGAGAUUUAACUGAUUAUUGUUUACAUUGCAAAAACACGGGAACCGAACCAAAUCGAUCCGGAUUCAUCUGAAAACGCUUCGGAAAACAGAUUAUUUCUUCCCGGCGCGCGUGAAGUGAAGUGUGUCCCGGAAUUAGUUUUGAUCAAGCUAAAAAAAAAAAAAAAAGGACCCUAAUUUCAGCGCACCACUAAGGGAAGAUAACGAUAGGGGGUAACUAACGCUAGCCUAAAGACAUUACCUGCUGGAAAACGCCGAUUCUCCAGGGUCGCCAUUGUGAGGAGCGAGAAAGCAGAGUAAGGCACGUUAUAGUCCAGGGACGAGGAUGUGAUGGACAUCCUCGCCUGAGGACCGCAGAAAAAUCGACUUUGGGAUACUCGAGGCCUCGGAGGGAAUCCUCCGUCGUCCCCCUUGAGCUACUCAGCUCGCGUCCUGUCUCUCAAUCGUUAACAAUUAGCACGCAAGGACGCGGCUGCAUGCGGCCUUGCCUGGGAGGGUCUGCCGAGCACCGGUUAAAACAACAGACGGUUUCAGGGGCGAGCAUUUCGCAGGACCGAGGAAAAGAUUGCAUUACACCAUGAUGGAAGAACUGCACAGCCUGGACCCCCGGCGGCAGGAGCUGUUGGAGGCUCGCUUUACUGGGGUCGGUGUAGCCAAGGGCUCAAGUCAGAGUCAAAAUGAGUCAUCUAACCAGAGUCUGUGCAGUGUCGGCUCACUCAGUGACAAAGAACUGGAGACUCCGGAGAAAAAGGUGAAUGAGCAGAGAGUGCGAAAACGCAAAGCGGACCACUUUGAUGGCAGUCAAAGUAAAGCAGGAGGAAGAGGACAUAAAAUUAGUGAUUAUUUUGAGUUUGCGGGAGGUAGCGGUCCUGGUACCAGUCCUGCCAGGGGGAUACCACCAGUGGUCCGCUCUUCCCCUCAACACUCUCUGUCCAACCCUCCUGUUGCGGUUCAGCAGGGAAGCCCGUCUUCUCUUGGCUCUAUCAACGCUGAGCUCUCCUCGUGUUCAGUGAAGCCCAUUUCUCUCCAUAUGCUCCACAAAGCCACACAGUCUGAUCUAACUAUAGAGAAACUAACCGCACUGGAGAACAACAAGAACUCAGACCUGGAGAAGAAGGAGGGUCGAAUAGACGAUUUGCUGAGGGCAAACUGUGAUCUCAGAAGACAAAUUGACGAACAGCAGAAGAUGUUAGAGAGGUAUAAGGAGCGUUUAAAUAAAUGCGUGACUAUGUCCAAGAAGCUCCUCAUCGAAAAGUCCAAACAGGAGAAGAUGGCAUGUCGGGAUAAGAGCAUGCAGGAUAGGCUUCGACUGGGACACUUCACUACAGUAAGACAUGGAGCGUCUUUCACUGAACAGUGGACAGAUGGAUACGCCUUCCAAAACCUUAUCAAACAACAGGAGAGGAUUAACUCUCAGCGAGAGGACAUUGAAAGGCAGCGGAAGCUUCUAGCCAAACGGAAACCUCCCUCUAUGGCCCAGACUCCACCGCCAAGCCUGGAGCAAAACAAACGCAAGAGCAAGACGAAUGGAGCUGAAAGCGAAACAUUAUCCCAGGCAGAGUAUCAUGAACAGGAGGAGAUCUUUAAACUGAGACUAGGGUAUCUGAAAAAGGAGGAGGCAGAGAUUCAGGCAGAGCUGGAGAGGUUGGAGCGAGUGCGUAAUCUUCACAUACGUGAGCUGAAAAGGAUCCACAACGAGGAUAAUUCCCAAUUUAAAGAUCACCCAACGCUAAAUGACAGAUAUCUGCUGCUGCAUUUACUCGGUCGAGGGGGCUUCAGUGAAGUGUACAAGGCUUUUGACUUAACAGAGCAAAGGUAUGUUGCAGUUAAAAUCCACCAGUUAAACAAGAACUGGAGGGAUGAGAAGAAGGAAAAUUAUCACAAACAUGCGUGCAGAGAAUAUAGAAUCCAUAAAGAGCUGGACCACCCGCGAAUAGUUAAACUCUAUGACUACUUUUCACUCGACACUGACUCGUUCUGCACCGUCCUGGAGUACUGCGAGGGCAAUGAUCUGGAUUUCUACCUGAAGCAGCACAAGCUCAUGUCGGAAAAAGAGGGACGCUCCAUCAUCAUGCAGAUAGUCAACGCUCUGAAGUACCUCAAUGAGAUCAGGCCACCCAUAAUCCACUAUGACCUUAAACCUGGGAACAUCCUGCUCGUGAACGGCACUGCCUGCGGGGAGAUUAAGAUCACUGACUUUGGCCUUUCGAAGAUCAUGGACGACGACAGCUACAACGCUGUGGAUGGGAUGGAGCUGACGUCACAGGGAGCAGGAACCUACUGGUACUUGCCUCCGGAGUGUUUUGUAGUUGGCAAAGAGCCACCAAAAAUCUCCAACAAGGUUGAUGUUUGGUCUGUGGGGGUCAUUUUCUACCAGUGUUUGUAUGGUCGCAAGCCUUUUGGCCACAACCAGUCCCAGCAGGACAUCCUGCAGGAGAACACAAUUCUUAAGGCAACGGAUGUUCAGUUCCCCCCUAAACCUGUAGUCACUCCUGAAGCUAAGGCCUUUAUAAGGCGUUGUUUAGUGUACCGUAAGGAGGACCGCAUCGAUGUGCAUCAACUGGCCAGUGACCCCUUCCUAAUGCCUCACAUACGCAAGUCAGUGGCGUCCUCGGGCGGCGCUGGCAUGGCGGUGGCUUCCACAUCCAGCUCCUCCAACAACAGCUCCUCAAACUGAGCCCGCACCUCUAAUGUGACUCGACCGUUUGAAAGGGUUGGGUGGGGUGGGGGAGACAUCGUACUAUCCCCCCCCCCUCCUAAUAGCGUCCCACCUUACUGUUAAGAGCUCAGUUGGGAGCUGGUCAGAUGGCGUUGAGGAGUGGCGAGAAGUCAUGGAAGGGGUUGAGGACGAUCGCCUCUGAAGUCCAUCCCAGCCCCACAUAUCCUGCUUCUGUGACGGGUGGCGUGGUGGGAGGGAGUGGGGGGAGGUCAAAACCUGGAGGACUCUCAGCAAAAGGGCGGAGUUUUGCCACUGUGUUAAUGAAAAGUGCGGUUUUCUUGUGUCCGAUUAUUCUGCUAAAAAAAGAGAGAUUAAUAUGAAGAAAAAAAAAGCUGAUCCUACAUGGUCAGACAGAAAAGACUGGAAAGUGUCAUUUUCAUUCACUCUCUUAAACUUCCGUGCAUGAGCCAUUCUGGACGGACCUUCCCAAGCUCAAGCGUGUUCUUCAUCUCCCUGAAGCGGACGGCGUAGCCAGUCUGGUGAAGUACUAACGGCACUGUGUGAUCCAGCUCACUGUUCUGGAAAGGUUAGCUUAAACUCCAGACCUGUACAGUUUGAGUGGAUGAGGGACAAAAGUUCGGCUUUUUCUCGUCUUUCCUCCCGCAUCUAAACUCCUGUGACCAAAGCUUUGAACUUCCAGCUGGUGGCAGUGUUCCACCUCUGUUUUUAUAAUGAAUGCUUUUAGAGUUGUUAUACUUGACAUGGAGUGGAGGCUGCUGGGUAAUUACCCUUUUUGUCAUUUCAAAAAAACAAAACAACUGUUGAGUUUUAACAGUCUAUGGAGGAAAGUGUUGUUUUCAAGUUGCCUUUCAUUAGAAUUCUCCUUGUUUUACUGACCCCCCCCCCUUCCCCCCCUUUUCAUAAAAAUACAUAUUUAUUUAGGUAUGUUUGAAUUUAGUUUUGGCCAAUAAAAUGCAAGGGACUGGUUUACCUUAUAAUACUGUUCUGGGGACAAUGGGCCUUAGCAGAAAGUCACAUGAACCAUUAAAUGCUUUUGGUUAAAGUGCGUUUGUUUUUCUGUGCUUUUGUUUGGCUGUUUUUUUGUUUGUUUUUUUCAUCAGAUUUCUGCGAAUGUUUUCAAUUUACAGCAGAGCUGAAAAUGUAUUCAUAAGCAUUUUGUUUGUGCUUGGCAGUUCUUUUUUUUUUCCUUUUCUUUAUAUAUUUGGUUUCACUGCCCGUAAAUCAAAUACAAAUAUAUUCAAGAAAGUGCUUGAAAUGAG
Molecule: messenger RNA, 4084 nt
Organism: Oryzias latipes (Japanese medaka)
Lineage: Eukaryota; Metazoa; Chordata; Actinopteri; Beloniformes; Adrianichthyidae
Gene: tlk2
Product: tousled-like kinase 2
Biological process (GO): intracellular signal transduction; chromosome segregation; peptidyl-serine phosphorylation
Cellular component (GO): perinuclear region of cytoplasm; nucleus
Molecular function (GO): protein serine/threonine kinase activity; ATP binding
Source: RefSeq, a predicted model, not a curated record